This is a messenger RNA of Saccharomyces eubayanus, 4995 nucleotides long. RefSeq names its product DNA-directed RNA polymerase I core subunit RPA190 (gene RPA190). Lineage: Eukaryota; Fungi; Ascomycota; Saccharomycetes; Saccharomycetales; Saccharomycetaceae. The record is from RefSeq and is a predicted model, not a curated record. Gene Ontology annotation, biological process: DNA-templated transcription. The transcript has a single exon. Gene Ontology annotation, molecular function: DNA binding; DNA-directed RNA polymerase activity. Bases 1 to 4995 code for a protein of 1664 amino acids. Gene Ontology annotation, cellular component: RNA polymerase I complex.
AUGGAUAUUUCUAAACCAGUUGGUUCUGAAAUCACAUCUGUUGAUUUUGGGAUCCUAACAGCUAAAGAAAUUAGAAAUUUGUCAGCAAAGCAAAUCACCAACCCUACAGUUUUGGAUAAUUUGGGUCAUCCAGUUUCUGGCGGUUUAUACGAUUUAGCCUUGGGUGCCUUCUUAAGAAAUUUGUGUUCCACUUGUGGUUUGGACGAAAAAUUCUGUCCUGGUCAUCAAGGCCACAUUGAACUACCUGUCCCUUGUUAUAAUCCGUUAUUCUUCAAUCAGCUGUAUAUCUAUUUGAGGGCAUCAUGUUUGUUCUGUCACCAUUUCCGUCUGAAGUCAGUUGAAGUUCAUCGUUACGCAUGUAAGUUGAGAUUGUUACAAUACGGUUUGAUUGACGAAUCUUACAAAUUAGAUGAAAUAAACUUGGGCUCUCUUAACAGCGGUAUGUACACCGGUGACGAAGCUAUUGAAGACAAUGAAGAUGAAUUCAUGGAUGGCGAGGAUAAGCAAUCAAAGGAUGUUUCCUCCACUUUAUUGAACGAGUUGAAAACUAAGCGUGCAGAGUAUGUCGAUAUUGCUAUUGCUAAAGCACUAUCGGACGGUAGGACUACUGAAAGGGGUUCUUUUACCGCUACCGUCAACGACGAAAGAAAGAAAUUGGUUCACGAUUUUCUCAAAAAGCUAUUAACCAGAGGGAAAUGUGAUAACUGUGGUAUGUUUUCGCCAAAAUUCAGAAAAGAUGGUUUCACCAAGAUUUUUGAAACUGCAUUGAAUGACAAACAAAUCACAAAUAACAGAGUGAAGGGUUUCAUUCGUCAAGAUAUGAUCAAGAAACAAAAGCAGGCGCAAAAACUGGAUGGUUCUAAUGAAGAAUCUGCAAACGAUGAAGAAAGUUUCGACGUGGGUAGAAAUCCUUCUGCUAGGCCAAAGACAGGUUCCACAUAUAUUUUAUCUACUGAAGUGAAGAAUAUUUUGGAAACUGUUUUCAAGAAAGAACAGUAUGUUUUACAACAUGUUUUUCACUCUAGACCCAAUCUAUCAAGAAAAUUGGUUAAGGCUGAUUCUUUCUUCAUGGACGUCAUCGUUGUUCCACCAACCAGGUUCCGUUUACCAUCUAAGCUAGGUGAUGAAGUUCAUGAAAACUCUCAAAAUCAACUGUUGUCAAAGGUUUUGACAACAGCAUUGUUGAUUAGAGAUCUAAACGAUGAUUUGUCUAAAUUACAGAAGGAUAAAGUCUCUCUGGAAGAUAGAAGAGUGAUUUUUAGUAGAUUAAUGAACGCGUUUGUCACCAUUCAAAACGAUGUCAACGCUUUUAUUGAUUCAACCAAGGCACAGGGCAGAACUAGUGGUAAGGUUCCAAUCCCCGGUGUCAAGCAAGCUUUGGAAAAGAAGGAGGGUUUGUUCAGAAAGCAUAUGAUGGGUAAGCGUGUUAACUACGCUGCUCGUUCUGUUAUUUCUCCAGAUCCGAAUAUCGAAACGAACGAAAUUGGUGUUCCACCUGUUUUCGCAGUCAAGUUGACUUACCCAGAACCAGUGACCGCUUAUAACAUUGCAGAGUUACGUCAAGCUGUCAUCAAUGGUCCUGAUAAAUGGCCAGGUGCAACCCAAAUUCAAAAUGAAGAUGGUUCUUUGGUCUCUUUGAUCGGGAUGUCCUUGGAACAACGUAAGGCACUAGCUAAUCAAUUGUUAACUCCUUCUUCAAAUGUUUCCACACAUACUUUAAACAAGAAGGUUUACCGUCAUAUCAAGAACAGAGAUGUUGUCUUAAUGAAUCGUCAACCUACUUUACAUAAAGCUUCCAUGAUGGGUCAUAAGGUUAGAGUGUUACCAAAUGAAAAAACUUUGAGAUUGCAUUAUGCUAAUACCGGUGCUUACAAUGCAGAUUUCGAUGGUGAUGAAAUGAACAUGCAUUUCCCUCAAAACGAAAAUGCAAGAGCUGAAGCCCUAAAUCUAGCUAAUACUGAUUCACAAUACUUGACUCCGACUUCAGGUUCUCCAGUUAGAGGUUUGAUUCAAGAUCAUAUUUCUGCUGGUGUUUGGUUAACAAGUAAAGACAGUUUCUUUACUAGAGAGCAAUAUCAACAAUACAUCUAUGGUUGUAUUCGUCCUGAAGAUGGACAUACCACUAGAAACAAAAUCAUCACUUUGCCUCCAGCUAUCUUCAAACCAUAUCCACUUUGGACAGGUAAACAAAUCAUUACAACAGUGCUGUUGAAUGUUACUCCACCAGAUAUGCCAGGUAUCAAUUUGAUAUCCAAAAAUAAGAUUAAGAAUGAAUAUUGGGGUAAAGGCUCUUUGGAAAACGAGGUUCUCUUCAAGGACGGUGCAUUGCUAUGUGGUAUUUUAGACAAAUCACAAUAUGGUGCUUCGAAGUAUGGUAUUGUGCACUCAUUGCAUGAAGUUUACGGUCCAGAAGUUGCUGCUAAAGUUUUAUCAGUUUUGGGUAGGUUAUUUACUAACUAUAUCACAGCUACGGCAUUUACUUGUGGUAUGGACGACUUACGUUUAACUGAUGAAGGUAACAAAUGGAGAACUGACAUUCUGAAGACAUCUGUUGAUACUGGUCGUCAAGCCGCUGCUGAAGUUACCAAUUUGAAUAAAGAUACACCAGCAGAUGACGCAGAAUUAUUAAAGAGAUUACAAGAAAUUUUACGUGACAAUAAUAAGUCAGGUAUUCUCGAUGCUGUUACAUCUUCUAAGGUUAACGUUAUCACUUCCCAAGUUGUCUCCAAGUGUGUACCAGACGGUACCAUGAAAAAGUUUCCAUGUAAUUCCAUGCAAGCAAUGGCUCUGUCCGGUGCUAAAGGUUCUAACGUUAACGUUUCCCAAAUCAUGUGUUUGCUGGGUCAACAAGCUUUAGAAGGUAGAAGAGUGCCAGUGAUGGUCAGUGGUAAAACUUUACCAUCAUUCAAACCUUAUGAAACGGAUGCCAUGGCCGGUGGUUAUGUUAAGGGUCGUUUCUAUUCUGGUAUUAAACCUCAAGAAUAUUAUUUCCAUUGUAUGGCUGGUCGUGAAGGUUUGAUUGAUACUGCCGUCAAGACAUCCAGAUCUGGUUACUUGCAGCGUUGUUUGACAAAACAAUUAGAGGGUGUUCAUGUAUCUUAUGACAACAGUAUAAGAGACGCCGAUGGUACUUUAGUGCAAUUCAUGUAUGGUGGUGAUGCUGUUGACAUUACUAAAGAAUCUCAUAUGACUCAAUUUGAGUUCUGUCUGGAGAACUACUACGCAUUGUUGAAAAAAUACAAUCCAUCUGCCUUAAUCGAACAUUUAGAUGUUGAAUCUGCAUUGAAGUACUCUAAGAAGACCUUGAAAUACAGAAAGAAACAUAGCAAAGAACCACAUUACAAGCAAUCAAUUAAAUAUGACCCUGUCUUGGCCAAAUACAAUCCUGCUAAAUAUUUGGGUUCCGUUUCUGAAAACUUCCAAGAUAAAUUAGAAUCCUUCUUGGACAAGAAUUCCAAAUUAUUUAAAUCAGCAGAUGGUGUUAAUGAAAAGAAAUUCAGAGCUCUAAUGCAAUUGAAGUAUAUGCGUUCUCUAAUUAAUCCAGGUGAAGCUGUUGGUAUUAUUGCCUCUCAAUCCGUUGGUGAACCUUCAACCCAAAUGACAUUGAAUACUUUCCAUUUUGCAGGUCACGGUGCCGCUAAUGUGACACUAGGUAUUCCUCGUUUAAGAGAAAUUGUUAUGACCGCUUCUUCUGCUAUCAAAACUCCUCAAAUGACAUUACCUAUUUGGAAUGACGUUUCCGACGAGCAAGCUGAUACUUUCUGUAAAUCUAUUUCAAAAGUUUUACUAUCUGAAGUGAUAGAUAAGGUGACAGUUACUGAAACGACUGGAACCUCAAAUACCGCUGGGGGAAAUGCCGCUCGUUCCUAUGUUAUUCAUAUGAGGUUUUUUGACAACAGCGAGUAUAGUGAAGAAUAUGACGUUUCUAAGGAGGAAUUACAAAACGUGGUAUCUACACAAUUCAUACAUCUGUUGGAAGCUGCCAUUGUAAAGGAAAUAAAAAAACAAAAAAAGACUACCGGACCAGACAUCGGUGUUGCAGUGCCAAGAUUGCAAACUGAUGUUGCAAGCAGUUCAAACUCUAAAAGAUUGGAAGAAGAUAACGAUGAAGAACAAAGUCACAAGAAAACCAAGCAAGCCGUUUCAUAUGACGAACCAGAUGAAGAUGAAAUUGAAACUAUGAGAGAAGCUGAAAAGUCUUCCGACGAAGAAGGUGUCGAUUCUGAUAAGGAAAGUGGUUCUGACUCUGAUGAAGAUGAAGAUGUUGACAUGAAUGAACAAAUCAACAAGAGCAUAGAAGAAGCUAACAACAAUAUGAGCAAAUUGCAACGUGAUCGUCAAUCAGCCAUCAUUUCUCAUCAUAAGUUCAUUACCAAAUACAAUUUCGAUGAUGAAUCAGGUAAAUGGUGUGAAUUCAAGUUAGAGUUAGCUGCGGAAACCGAAAAGUUGCUGAUGGUUAACAUUGUCGAAGAAAUUUGUAGGAAUUCUAUUAUUAGACAAAUUCCUCGCAUUGAUCGUUGUGUUCAUCCAGAACCAGAAAACGGAAAGCGUGUUCUUGUUACUGAAGGUGUUAAUUUCCAAGCUAUGUGGGACCAAGAAGCGUUUAUCGAUGUUGAUGGUAUUACAUCCAAUGAUGUUGCUGCUGUUCUAAGAACAUACGGUGUAGAAGCAGCCAGAAAUACCGUUGUGAAUGAAAUCAAUAACGUUUUUUCACGUUAUGCUAUCUCUGUUUCUUUCCGUCAUUUGGAUCUAAUUGCUGAUAUGAUGACCAGGCAAGGUACUUAUUUAGCCUUCAACAGACAAGGUAUGGAAACAUCUACCUCAUCGUUUAUGAAAAUGUCCUACGAAACCACAUGUCAAUUCCUGACCAAGGCCGUCUUAGACAAUGAACGUGAACAACUAGACAGUCCUUCUGCUAGAAUCGUCGUAGGCAGAUUGAAUAAUGUCGGUACAGGUUCAUUCGAUGUUUUGGCAAAGGUUCCAAAUGCUGCUUAA